This is a messenger RNA of Paecilomyces variotii, 1051 nucleotides long. RefSeq lists its product as hypothetical. NCBI's taxonomy places the organism in Eukaryota, Fungi, Ascomycota, Eurotiomycetes, Eurotiales, Thermoascaceae. The record is from RefSeq and is a predicted model, not a curated record. The coding region runs from base 225 to 881 and encodes 218 amino acids. The transcript has 2 exons.
UGAAGAUUAGAUAAGAGGACCCCUACCAACGUCAUCCCGACAGUUCCUUAUCCGCAAUCAACCUGACACUCCAAGGGGACAGCAUACAAAUGCUCAACCAGAAGUAAUUCCUGUCAUUCGAAUCAUCCGUUUCCGCCACGAGAUCCAAAUCAAACCUACCACUUCUCACCGAUCUCUAUUCCAUCCUUUCCGACCAAACGAUUCGCGGAUUCUCUCAAUCAACAAUGGCACCAUCGAACAUUCCCACUCGAGCUCUUCCCAUUAUCAAGACAGUUCUUCGCAGAGCUUCUAAGACCAACACUGCGAAUUCAGCCCGUACCUCAAUUGCCGCAGCUCGGACAUAUCACAAGAUCGAGCCACCCAGACCAAAUGGACUUCGACUUCAACCUCAACAAUCCACAACGUCUACUAUCCCCGCAUGGAAACCAGUAUCCGUAUCCGUAUCCGUACCUAACGCUAGAGGAUUCGCUGAACUAAACUCCUCGUCUGGACGAAGCGAGGCCGAUCUCCUCGUGGGAGAAUUGGAAGAACUCUACGAAGCCGCAAAAGACGAAUUCGAAAUCGCAACCGACAGCGUCGAAUCCGGUACUAUAUACGCUCCAUCCGACCGCGCCGCAGCGCGCGAUGCACUUACUCACCUCACGCGGAUCUAUACGCUAUAUACCGAAAUGGGAGUCUCGCAUGACCCCGGAGUGCAUACGGAUCAUAACACCCAGAGUGAUGUGAAAGAGGAGACGUUGGGCGGGGAUGUCGCGCCGAAUUAUGAUCCGGAGGAUAUCCCCCAGGAGGUGAGGGAGGAGGUGAAGAGGAGGGUGGGGCAGAGGAUUAGGGAGUUGCAAAGUGCGGUGGAUGCGUUGGAGGAGAGGGCGCAGGCGCAGUGAUUGUUAUUUCUUUCUUCCUGUUUGGUUUUUGGUGUGGUUGGAGGGUGAUAUGUAGAGUUCGAGGUGAUGGAGAGUAAGAGACAAUGAUCAUGAUGAUGGGAGAUUUAUGUGGAGAGAGACUAGUUAAAGGAUAAUCAGUUUGAUCUGUAUGCAUGAGUAUGCGAUGCAGU